Messenger RNA from Penicillium arizonense, 666 nucleotides. RefSeq lists its product as uncharacterized. The record is from RefSeq and is a predicted model, not a curated record. The transcript has 5 exons. Lineage: Eukaryota; Fungi; Ascomycota; Eurotiomycetes; Eurotiales; Aspergillaceae. Bases 1 to 666 code for a protein of 221 amino acids.
AUGACUACAACCUAUUGGCGAAUGGUUCUAGCGGUCGUCCCCGUUGUUGGUGCGGUCGUCGCAACUGUCUUCUUCCUUCUGCGUCUCUACAGUCGACUCCUCCUGAAAAGGAACCUCGACACUGGAGAUAUUUUAAUGUCUCUAGGCUUGUUCAUCUCUUACGGGGUGACUAUUUGCACUAUACUCGCUGCAUUCAGUGGAAUUGGAAAUGACAUUUGGGGUCUACAACUCAAAUACCACGGUCGUGUGAUUAUGCUAUUCUGGCUCACCCAAACCUUUUGGGCGCUGUCCCAGAUUUUCAUUAAAUUAUCAGUGACUCUUCUUCUUCGCAGCCUUCUCGCCUCUAUACGAAAAUGGGAAAUCACUACGACAGCUCUCUUCAUCUAUACCAUUGCCUGGGGUAUAGCCGCAAUUUUGGUGAACAUCUUCCAAUGCUGGCCUCCACAACACUUCUGGCUGCCUACUAGUACCCAUGGGGCAUGCAUAAAUGGACAGACAGCAUUCUUUAUGUCAAUUGGCGCACUCUCCCUCAUACAAGAUGUCGUCCUUCUUCUCCUUCCUGUCGCUGUUGUCUGGCGAUUGAGAUUGCCCAUCCGACAGAAGGUCCAGAUCACUGUGGCCUUUUCUAUUGGCGGAUUAGUGUGUGUCUUCAGUCUUCUCCGCUAG